AUGUUAUCAGAAGAAAAUUUGAAUAACCUUCGAUAUAUUGAUUACUGGAAGAGACCGUGUAAAGAAUGGGGAGUAGAUACGUGGGAUUUAUAUUUCAAAGAAACCACUAAUGAUGAAUCAAGUCGCUCAUCACAUCGUGCUCUAGGUAAAGAGUUAAAUAUUUUAUUCAAAAAUUUACAAAUAAAACGAAACGUAAAGGAAAAGUGGAAAUUAUUGAAGGUAAAACGUAAGCUAUUACAGAUUUCCGGCGGCAAAAAGAAAGAAGAUAAAGAAAAUGUAGAGCAACCUGCCCGGACUGUCCCAGCAAAAAGAGAGCUAGAGGUAGAAGAGUUUCCUCUUGAUUUGCCAAAGAAACAAAAAUUUGGUUUUGCUGUAGAUUCCGUCUCCGAUUUUAAAGAAUUGAGAAGACUGAAUCUUUUCUAUGCUGACAAGACCAUGUAUAUCGAAAGAAUUGAGAACAAUAGAUUUGUCCUAAUGUUCUUGCGACCAAAACGAUUCGGCAAAUCACUGUUAUUGUCCACACUUAAAUAUUUCUACGACAUUAACGAAGCGCCAUAUUUCCGAUCAUUAUUUGGAUCGCUCGAUAUAUACAAGCAUGCGUCAGAGCUGUCACACAACAAGUUCCUUAUCCUUAAGUGGGAUUUUUCUAAGAUUCAAAGUUCUUCAAAUUUAGAAGAGAUGAACAAAAAUCUCAAAGACCACAUCAAUAUGUCGAUCGAGAAGUUUUGUGAUGAUUACGCCCGUUUGCUGAACAUCACAAAAAAAAGUGAUUAUCUGCAAAAAAGAGUUAUUAAUUCAGAUAAUUGCAUUAAUUCUCUUGAGCGUCUUUUUCUUAAAUUUAGGAACUAUAAGAUUUAUGUUCUGAUUGAUGAAUACGAUGCAUUUGCUAAUGAAUAUCUUGACGAGAAAGAUUCAUAUGCACAACUCCACGAGAAGCAUAGCUUAUAUAAAGCCAUUUUUGCAACACUUAAAGCUCAUCGUGGCAUAGAAAUUGAGCGUAUUUUCAUUACGGGUGUUUCACCGCUUUCAAUAAAUGAAUUAACAUCAUUUAACAUAUCUCAUGACAUUUCUCUCGAUCGGGAUUUUUGGUGUUUGUGCGGACUUGAAAAGAAGGAUAUUCAGGAGGCUCUUGGAUCCAUUUUUGAAAAAAAAGAGCACAUUACUUUUAAUGGGAGGCUAAUACCUUUUAUUCAAAAAGGAAAGGAAAGGCUUAUCGAAUUUCAUCUUAAGAAGAUUAGUGACAACUACUAUGGAUACAAUUUUUGUCAUACGAAGGAAGAUAAUGGAAUUUAUUGCACCAAACUUAGUCUGGAUUAUCUGCAACAUCUGUUGGAUGAUAAACCAAUGGGGCAUGUCAAAUCCGAUAACGAUUUGAAUGAUAGCGUGCUAAGGUUUAUUGAGAAAAACCCUAAUUUAAGACUACUAUUCAGUGAAUUGUUGGUAACCCGACAGACAUCUUACAAUAUUAUUGAGGAAAAUUUUCGACUAUUUGAUUUGAAUGAUGCUGUCAAUCAAAACCCAGAGUUUCUAAAAUCAUUUCUUUUCUACUUUGGGGGGUUGACAUUUGAAAAAAAAUCACAACACCUCUGCGUACCAAAUGUUACUAUCAUGAAAACUAUCAUUCAUCGUAUCAUUAAUCUUUGCAAUAUUGACACAAACUCACAGGAUUUCAAACAUGCUGUUAACAAUCUCAUUCAUCACCAUAAAAUUGACACGUUAUGCUCAUAUUUACAGUUAAAAUUAAAGGAAUGGAUUAAGAGAGGAAAUCUCAAAGACGACAGAGAAUUGGUAACAAAAGUAAUGUUUCAUGUUUCACUCUCAGCAAUUCCGAACUACCUUAACGACACAGAAGUUCCCAUAGUUAUUUAUGGACAUAAAAUGGAAGCAAAUAUUUGUUAUGCCGAUCUACUAAUAGUUGAGACUAGGCCUGUUUCUGAUGGUGCAAAGAAGAGUCGGUUCAUUUUUGAAUUCAAGUGUAAAGGUGUCAACUUUUUGGAUUUGCAAAUCAAAGGUGACAAUAGUGACUGGGAAGUGAUGGAAAAAAGGGCGGACAAAGUUGAAACAAUGUCAGCAAGUGAUGUUCGUCAAUUGAAGUGUGGAAAUGCAGAAAGAUUUGAAAUAGGCAAAACUAUGGAGGAUAUUCUCAAUGAUGGCUGUGAGCAACUUAUUAAAUAUGUGCUCAAUUUAGAAGAAGAUGAUCGUCAAAAUCAUCGUGAGUUUGCCACAUCGGCAUUUGUUGUGAUGACAGUUGGCUCAAGGAAAUUAAUAUGGGAAAAAUUAGCAUCUAAUUCGUGUUAA
Molecule: messenger RNA, 2298 nt
Organism: Funneliformis caledonium
Lineage: Eukaryota; Fungi; Glomeromycota; Glomeromycetes; Glomerales; Glomeraceae
Source: the annotation of a GenBank genome assembly